AUGUACGCUAGAUUUUUAUCACUCGCUGCUCUCUCUACCACUAUGCUCGCACCUGCUGUCGCUCAUCUGUUCUACCAAGGCGCAGCCGACAGCGUCACGACGCUCUUCAUCCCCCACCGCAACCCUCAAGCAAUCGCCGCGCUAGAGCUUGGAUCUAACGACGGCCUUACGACCUACUCUCUAGGCUCCGGCGCACCGAGUGGAGUCUAUCGGUUCAACAACCUCCCCGACAUAGUGACGUACAUCACCGGCCUGACCGAGGUGCACUACACCGCGACCGACGUCUUCGCGGACACCGAAACCCAGGACUGCGUGCUCCCCGGCGACGGCGACGGGACGUGCACGAUGGUGGCCUCCUUCCGGUCCGGCUUCGCGGACGUCGUCUCCACGAAGGUCUACACCCAGACCGCGCUCGCGUUCGACGUGCAGCUCGUCACGGGGAGCAUCAACGCGACCGGCACGUUCAGCACCACCGCGACGCCUACCGCGACCGCUGGGGCCUUCACGCUCGAGGUGCCGGCCGGAGCGAGCGUCACGCGGCCGUCCACCGCGGCGGGGCCAACGCAGAGCGGCUCGGGUGGUAGGAGCGGUGCGAGUGGGGUCCGCGUGCCUGUGAUUUUGUUGGGGGCUUUGACGGUCGGGGCGGCGGCGUCCUACUUGGUAUGA
Epithele typhae is the source of this 666-nucleotide messenger RNA. RefSeq lists its product as uncharacterized. Lineage: Eukaryota; Fungi; Basidiomycota; Agaricomycetes; Polyporales; Epitheliaceae. The transcript is spliced from 3 exons. The record is from RefSeq and is a predicted model, not a curated record. Bases 1 to 666 code for a protein of 221 amino acids.